AUGGACAUUGGAAUGGGUGCUCAGUCUCAGAAUUCGGGUAACAACUGCCAGGUCUCUGUUGGUGGUGUUUUCCAAAAUCUGACUAUCAGUAGUCUGACACGUGUGGUGGUUAUUGAACAAAGGAGCAACCAGUUCUCAUGGAAAACCGUCUGGAACUACAACAUGGGUAUCAUUGCAACCAAAUUGCUGCAACAGAACACCUGCUACAUUUCUGUCAUGAACAGAAAUGAGAUGCCCAGCUUUGAGAAUCUAGCCUACCUGGCUUCACAGAAUGGGAACCAGGUUGGCCUUGGAAGACCUACCAAGAGGAUUGCCUUUGUCACCAAUGGACUGGUCAACAACCUCUACUCCUAUGGAGCAGACAUCAUGGCUAUGUGCAGUGGACUCACCACCUACAUGGCUACCGAAGUUAACAGACUCCAGGUGAAUCUGGGAUCGUGCAUUACCCUUGAAGUCCUGAGAAUUGUGGAGCUGAAUUACUGCAAUGGCAAUGGCAGUUGGAAUGGCAAUUUCCCGUCUCAGCAGAUUCCAGGUGGCAUCUUCAACAACACACAGGGCAACAUCUUCAACCACACUCAAGUCAUCAUUGGUGGCCAGUCCCAAACUGUGACCAUCAACAGGCAAUGGCGUGUGGCUGUCAUUGAGAAAAGGGCUGGCAUUGGGUCCUGGAAAACCAUCUGGAACUACAACACGGGCAUCAUUGCAACCAAAGUCAUGCAGCAGAACGCCUGCUACAUUUCCAUCAUGAACAGAAGCCAGAUGCCCCGCUUUGAUAACCUGGCCCGCCUGGCAGAAGAGAGCAGGAACCAGUUUGGUCUUGGAAGACCUACCAAGAAGAUCACCUUUGUCACCAAUGGAUUGGUCAGCAACCUGAGGUCUUAUGGAUCAGAUGUCUUCUCUAUGUGCAGUGGACUCACCACCUACAUGACUUAUGAAGUUCAUGGAGUCCAAGUCAAUCUGGGAUCAUGCAUUACCCUGGAUGUCCUGAGAGUCGUGGAUCUGAAGUACUGCACUGGCAAUGGCAAUGGACAAUCUCAGCAGGUUCCCGGUGGUGAGGGCAACACUCAAGUCAUCAUUGGUGGCCAGUCCCAAGUUGUGACCAUCAACAGGCAAUGGCGUGUGGCCGUCAUUGAGAAAAGGGCUGGCAUUGGGUCCUGGAAAACCAUCUGGAACUACAACACGCUGGCCUAG
This is a messenger RNA of Serinus canaria (Common canary), 1191 nucleotides long. RefSeq lists its product as uncharacterized. The transcript is spliced from 11 exons. The coding region runs from base 1 to 1191 and encodes 396 amino acids. The record is from RefSeq and is a predicted model, not a curated record. Lineage: Eukaryota; Metazoa; Chordata; Aves; Passeriformes; Fringillidae. Gene Ontology annotation, biological process: regulation of cell population proliferation.